Molecule: messenger RNA, 2036 nt
Organism: Agrilus planipennis (emerald ash borer)
Lineage: Eukaryota; Metazoa; Arthropoda; Insecta; Coleoptera; Buprestidae
Product: monocarboxylate transporter 9
Exons: 8
Coding region: 41-1510 (489 amino acids)
Biological process (GO): monocarboxylic acid transport; transmembrane transport
Molecular function (GO): monocarboxylic acid transmembrane transporter activity
Source: RefSeq, a predicted model, not a curated record
AAUUUUCAGCGUUUUUACUUUCAUCAGCAAAAAAAAUACAAUGGCUUCCCCACAUGAAUGCAAGGCAAUAAAAUACAAUUCCAUGGUACCUGAUGGAGGAUGGGGCUAUUUAGUGGUUUUUUCGUCAACACUAUUCGUGAUAUUGUCGUUGGGCCCUGCUGUAAGUAUUGCCUCGAUAUUUGGGCCGUUUUUAUCAAAUCAUCACGACGAAUUGAGUGCGACGACUACGUUAACAUCAACAUACGGCGCAGUUUUUCACUUGACAGGAUUAAUUACGAAUGUUCUUUUGCAAAAAGUAUCAUUUCGAACUGUUGCUUUCAUUGGGGCAUUAUUAAACAGUAGUGGAAAUUUCGCCGCAAUAUUUGUCACCGAUUUGCAAUUCCUCAUACUAAGUUACGGAGUAUUCCAAGCUAUUGGAAAUGGUUUGCUUAUACCAUCAGCUUUUACAGCAUUAAACGAAUAUUUUGAUAGUAGGAAAACGUUUGCAAUAGCAAUUUGCCAUACAAUAGUGGGAGCAACAUUAAUGAUUUAUCCUGCGAUUGCUCAACUGCUAAUGGACAACUACGGAUUUAGAGGAACCCAAGCGAUAGUGGCCGCUUUUAGUUUCAACAGUUUUUUCGCGGCAUUCGUUUUACAUCCUGUUAAAUGGCAUAUGAAGAAGAUACCAACCUCAAACGAAACGCCGAAUUUUUCAGAGCUUUCUUUACACAAGAAGAAACAUCAUCGAAGCAAUAAAGAAUUUUCCGAAACUGCAUCAAAUGAAUUUGAAUCGCGAGAAUUGUUGAAUGAAAAUCUAACUGAAAUAUUAUCAGUAGAGAAAAAAUCGUUAUCAAAAUCGUUAACUUCAAUUGCGAGCUUUGGAAAUGCAGUAAUUUAUGUGGAACUUCGAAAGAGAACACAAAAAUCGUCCUUGUGGAACUCAGUAGACUUUUCCGUUUUAAAAGACCUUAAUUAUUGGAUAAUAAUUUUUGCACUCAGCAUCUCUUUGACAUCCGAAAUGACUGUAAUGUCCUUGCUUCCUGUAUUUCUUCUAAACAAAGGUUUCAACAAUAGCGAUGUAACACUAAUGAUGACCACCUUUUUUGCAACAGACUUGAUAGUAAAAAUAGGAAUAAGUUUGAUAACAGCUUUUUAUAAAAUUAAAACUGCUGAAAUUUACUUGGCUAACGCUAUCCUUACAGUUAUUUUCAGGAUUGCAUUUACAGAAAUCAAUUCGUUUUGGUUCUCGGUAAUUUUAAGCGGAUUAUUGGGUGGUGCGAGGUGUUGUAUUCAUGUCUUAAACUUGUUAAUUUUAACCGAGAUAUACACAGACAAGUUUGCAAGCGCUUAUUCGCUAAACAUGGUAUUUUCUGGAAUUUUUGCAAUGAUCUUUGGGGUCAUGGUUGGUUUCAUUAAAAAUACAACCGGAAGUGAUUCUUUAGUCUUAUACAGUUUAACAGCUGCCCAAAUAGUGUGUAUCCUUCCUUGGUCAAUAAAAUUACUCUACAGUUUUAUAAAGGAAACAAAAUGACAAAAACAUUACCUAAAAAUUCCAUAUUAUAUUAAGUAAAAUAUCAGGAAAAAUUAUUUCUUCCUUCUUUAAAGAAGGAUAUCUUUGUAGGUAUGGGACUAUUAAAAACAAAACAAGCGUUUAAAUAUGUAUUUACAUUUAAUUUGUAGCAAAAUGCAUUCACAGCAGUAUUGUUAUUACCCAUAAAAAAUGACAAUAUUUUUUAUUAUAAUAAUAUUCUACAACAGUUAUACCUUUGGUUACAAAAAUAUUUUAUUCAAUAAGCAUCGUUAUUACACAAAUCGAGACUUAAUCAGUUAAUUAGUAAAAUGCUGUAGACAUAAAAAGUAUUAGUUGAAUAUAAAUUCAACAAAAAUAGUACGCAUAUGAAAUCUAUGAAAAAUAAAUUUGUAAAUUAAAUGAUACUUAAGUAAAUAAAUGCAGGUAUUCACAUAUAAGAUGAGUCGCCACAAAAUUUUGUUUAAAUGCUUAAUUAUUCUAUUAUGAAAAAGUAGGAACAGCUAUUUUCAUUAAUUAAUUAUAUUGU